Cyanidioschyzon merolae strain 10D is the source of this 1623-nucleotide messenger RNA. RefSeq lists its product as hypothetical. The transcript has a single exon. Gene Ontology annotation, cellular component: Cdc73/Paf1 complex. The record is from RefSeq and is a predicted model, not a curated record. Lineage: Eukaryota; Rhodophyta; Bangiophyceae; Cyanidiales; Cyanidiaceae. Gene Ontology annotation, biological process: transcription elongation by RNA polymerase II; positive regulation of transcription elongation by RNA polymerase II. Gene Ontology annotation, molecular function: RNA polymerase II complex binding. Bases 1 to 1623 code for a protein of 540 amino acids.
AUGGAGCCGCUUUACGCGCUACAGAAGCUAGGAGAGUUUGGCUCCGCCAUGACGGGGUCCCGUAUGGACGAGGAUAAGCAGCUGCUGUUUGUGGGGACGACUGCCUACCCGCUUGACCAGCUGACGCCUGCGCGUCGCACUGCAGGUGCGCGCAAAGGGGAACCCUACACGCUUCGUGAUAUUUAUGUCGCGCUCCUUUAUACGGACGCUUCGCUUCGUGAAUAUGUGGCAUACUGUCAACAAAACGGCGUCAGUCGGUUGAUGGAGGCAGAGCGCAAAGAGCUUGUGAAGUUUAUGCUGGGAGAGAUCAGCGUCGAGGAGUCCUCGCUCCUUGGUGCGAGUGUCGACUCGGCAGGGAGCACGUUGCGACACGCGGCCUCCGCGCUGCCGCCAACCACCGCGCCAGCUACAGGCGAAGACGCUGAUCAGCUACCCCGGGGAAGUGCCCCCGCUCGGGAAAGCCCAGUACCCAGAGAGUCUUCUGCGCCUCCGGCAAUCGAUGGAGAUAAGGUGAAACACGAACGAAGCGAUUUCAAUGGCGAGGCCCCGUUGGCCUCCGCUGCGGAUUCCACUUUCUUAGCGCAAUGCCGCGAAAUGGAGCGCAUCCAACGCACGUGCGAUGCGUUCUUCGAACUUGACAAGCGGAAACAGAUUAAUUUUUUGUCUUUCCCGGUGAUUGAAGCACUUCGCAAAUCUUUGAUCGCACCAGCACCAACAGAUGAGCAACCACGAGAGUCCGCUGCGACCGCACAGAGCCUCCAAGCCAACGGGUCGAGCGGCGUGGAUAUCGCACGUGGUGAUCGAUACCGCACUGAUCCGCUGCGAGCGUAUCGAGAAGCCGGUCUCACUGAAAUUGAGCGUUUGGAAAUCGAUCCCGCUGUCAGUUUGGCUUCCGUGGCAGCCAGUCUUGGCGAUGUUGGUACGAGUACCGCAGCUCGGUCCAAAGCGACCGUGGCGCCGCAGCAGGCAGCAUCGGCUGCGACGACGCUAACAUCUGCAAGCGAAGUGCACAUGCCCGGUAUCCCAGCGGGUCAAGGGCAAAACUAUGCUCGAAAAGACGCUAGAGCGGCAGGUUCGGAAAAGCCUCAGACCGGAACUGGGGGCCUCCGAGCGCCAGCAACACCCGGACGCGGUCCAGAUCGAGGAUCAGCGCCGAUCAUCAUUCUGCCUUCAGGUCAGCAACCAUUGGUUACGAUGUUGAACAUCAGGGAUUUCGUGGAAAAGGGCACAUUUAGAUCCCAGGAGGAAUUGCGGAAACAGGGGAUCGUUCAGAAGCCAGCCAGCCCUGUGGAGAUCUAUCACCGGGGUCAGUGUUAUCUGUUCACCGAUCAGCCUGGGCAGCUGCAGCCCAAUGAAUGGAAGCGCGUGGUCAUGGUUGUCUGUCAGGGAGCACUGUGGCAGUUCAAGGGAUGGCCCCUGCCGGGUGAUCCGGCGCAGUUGUUUGCCAGAGUCCAGGGCGUCUACUUUUACUACGAGGAUGAAGAGAUUCCGCCAACGGUGCGGCAGUGGGCCGUGAAAUGCAUCCCGAUUCGGCGCCACCGGCGUUAUACGGACGAGGGCGUCGUCCGCGAGUUUUGGUCUCUUGUCGAGUUCGCUUGUAGACGGGCCCAGUAUGUGUCGUGA